Messenger RNA from Saccostrea echinata, 1065 nucleotides. RefSeq names its product neuropeptide S receptor-like. Lineage: Eukaryota; Metazoa; Mollusca; Bivalvia; Ostreida; Ostreidae. Gene Ontology annotation, cellular component: membrane. Gene Ontology annotation, biological process: neuropeptide signaling pathway. The transcript has a single exon. Gene Ontology annotation, molecular function: neuropeptide receptor activity. The record is from RefSeq and is a predicted model, not a curated record. Bases 1 to 1065 code for a protein of 354 amino acids.
AUGAACGUCACAAAAGAAAUUGAGAUGUACAAGUUUCUUGGACUGGAGACGGGUCGUUUACCUGCCGCUUUAUUCAUUGUUUCAGCCAUUGCCUUUGGUUUACCUGGAAACUGCCUAUCUUUAUACAUACUCCUGUUCCGCAUGGACAGGCAGUCCACGUACGUCAUUUUCGUUUCUUUUCUGGCCAUGUUUGAUGUUUUGACAUGCGCUGUGCAUAUGCCUCUAGAACUGAUUGACCUCGUGUUCCCCUUUAGUAUUCCCGAGUGGUUGUGUAAAUGUUUUCGAUUCAACAACAGUCUCUUGUACAUGGGCUCUCUGGCGACAUUAUUGGUUAUAGCCGUUGUGCGAUACCGUCAUAUAGUCCAUCCCCUCAAACAGAAAUUAUCCCAUGCCAAAGCGAGGCAAUGCUGCUGGGCAGUUUUUGUAUUGUCCAUCUUAACCGCUGCCCCGGCAUUUGUCUUGAACGGGAAUCAUACUGCAACCAUCGGGAACUCUACUGCCACCAUCUGCUACAUCGCAGAUACGGCCCAGAAAACCAUAUACCCAACCGUCUAUCUGACCUUUUAUGGGAUGUUUUACUGUUUAUCGGUUGUCAUUUUAUGUCUCACUUACGUAGUCAUCGUAAAGACUAUAAGAAAGGCAAAUAUCGCGCGCAGACAGAUGCAACGUCAUGUUAGCACUUGUCUCAACACGAUAAGCCAACCACUGUCCACAGCGAUCAAUCCCAAAUUAGAGAAAAUGUUUUCGGACACGGAUACAAAUCAACCGAAACUAAAUGAGAAAUCAAUCGGUGGGUCUGGGAAAAGUUCCAAGAACGGGAAAACAAAGGUGUUGUUGCUGAUUACAAUUAUUUUCAUCCUGGCGUACCUCCCUUAUGUUUCUAUUGGAGUGGUGCUCACAUUGCAAAGGAAUUUUAAGAGUAGCCUAUCAACCACACAGGAAGCCAUAUAUAGGGUUGCAAUACGUUUUCCUCUCAUCAACCAUGUUGCUAAUCCAGUCAUAUAUGGAUUCUGCGAUCCAAACUUUAAGAAACAUCUCAAGGCCUUAUUUCUGAACAGUAAAUGA